CAGAGGGAAGGGAGGGAGAGCGUCAAAAGCGUCAACUCAUUUAUAAUUUUUCUUCCCCCAUUUCUGCCGUAGCAACUAUAAAACCCUUGACUCCCUCUCUUUCUCCUCGAAAGUUGUGAGGGAAAAUGGAUUGGAGCCAUCUUCAAAUGCAGGAAUGCCCUAGCUUCAACAGUUACUCGUCCGGUAGGCUUGCCGACGUGGCGGCCAAGGUGGGCGAAGAGGAGUGUGCGAGUGACGAUCGGAGAGUUGAUGAGGAUAAUUUCGAGUUCACUUUCGUUUCGACGGGUGAGGUGUUGCGUGAAACUCAGAUCGGGCCGGUUUUCCCGGUUUUCAACCGCGACCUUUUGGUGGAGGAUGGUGAGGCGAAGACUCUGAGGUUUCCGCUGAAGAAAUUGUUCAUGGAGGAGCGGGAUGGUAUGUCUUCCUCGUCGUCGGACGCGGACGAGUUGGAGGGAAUUCCGGAGGGAACGUACUGUGUCUGGCAGCCGAAGAAGGUGCCGGAGACGCCGGGAAGGUGUAAGAAGAGCAGUUCGACUGGAUCGGCGUCGAAGCGGUGGAGGUUCCGAGAUUUACUCCGGCGAAGUAACAGCGAGGGUAAGGAUUCCUUCGUGUUCCUCACUCCUUCCAAAAGAGAAGAGAAGGCGGAAAUAACUGACAAAUCUGAUCACUCGAAGGAAACGAGGAACUCCGUCCACGCGAAGACCAACGUCGCCGGAAAAGCAAAGCCUAAGGUAAUCUCCGGCGAAAAAGCGUCACCUCACGAAAUAUUCUACAUGAAGAAUCGAGCCAUGAAGGAAGGAGAUAAGAGACAGUCAUUUCUGCCGUACAGGCGAGAUCUAGUAGGCUUUUUCGCUAAUGUGAGCCGGAUGAACAAGAGCUUUCCACUCUAAGCUCUAAUUUUUCAAUAUAUUUUUUUUUUAAUUUUAAUUUUUUUACUUUUUCAAAGUAUAGCGAUGUGAAUACCUCUUAAUUUCUUUGUUUGUUUUUAAUAACUUUGAGAUUUAAUAUCGACUUAAAAGGUGUGAAAUCAUUGAAAGUAUUACGGAAUAUUUAUUUAUGUAUUUGGUUUUUUUUUGGACCCAAAUA
This is a messenger RNA of Vitis riparia (riverbank grape), 1086 nucleotides long. RefSeq lists its product as uncharacterized. The transcript has a single exon. The record is from RefSeq and is a predicted model, not a curated record. Lineage: Eukaryota; Viridiplantae; Streptophyta; Magnoliopsida; Vitales; Vitaceae. Bases 126 to 890 code for a protein of 254 amino acids.